This is a messenger RNA of Impatiens glandulifera, 2774 nucleotides long. RefSeq names its product delta-1-pyrroline-5-carboxylate synthase-like. Lineage: Eukaryota; Viridiplantae; Streptophyta; Magnoliopsida; Ericales; Balsaminaceae. Gene Ontology annotation, cellular component: cytoplasm. The coding region runs from base 362 to 2524 and encodes 720 amino acids. The transcript has 20 exons. The record is from RefSeq and is a predicted model, not a curated record. Gene Ontology annotation, molecular function: glutamate-5-semialdehyde dehydrogenase (NADP+) activity; ATP binding; glutamate 5-kinase activity.
ACCGUCUCAUUGGGUAUUGAAGCUGGCGGCUGAAUCAAGCACGUUUGAUUGCCCAGACGCGCGAUAGGCGUUUGCGAUAGGUGUUUGAUCUCUGACUGACCCGCGAUUUGAUGACCGACCUGCCUCACCCGGCUGACCGCUCUCAAGGCCUGAGGCAGUUUAGAAACAAACGCGGCCUUUGUGUUGGGAAUCUAUAUUCACAGUUGAGCCUCUGAAUUUGUUAUGCGUUUUGACCCAAAAAAAAAUAUAUAAAUUCUGUGCCAAACCCUAUUCUUUUUGGCUAGCUAGCAUUGGCUGUUUCUGUGCAUUUUAGUCGCCUCAUUGUGCUGAAGAGAAUUGCAAAGCUUCCAUUGUCUCAAAGAUGGCGGAUACCGUUGAUUCGACAAGGACAUUCGUUAAAGACGUUAAGCGUGUCAUCGUCAAGGUAGGGACUGCUGUUGUGACUCAAGCUGAUGGAAGACUAGCACUCGGGAGAUUGGGUGCUCUAUGUGAACAGAUCCAACAACUGAAUCAUGAUGGAUAUGAGGUUAUUUUGGUAACUUCAGGUGCGGUUGGUGUUGGUCGUCAGCGGCUUAGAUACCGUCGGCUAGUUAAUAGCAGCUUUGCUGACCUCCAGAGACCACAAGUUGAACUUGAUGGGAAGGCAUGUGCAGCUGUUGGACAAAAUGGUCUAAUGGCAUUGUAUGAUUCAUUGUUUAGUCAGUUGGAUGUGACAUCAGCUCAGUUACUUGUCACCGACAAUGAUUUUAGAGAUCCAGAUUUCAGGAAGCAACUCAAUGAAACAGUUAGAUCAUUAUUGGAUCUUAAGGUGGUUCCGAUAUUUAAUGAAAAUGAUGCUAUCAGCACCAGGAAGGCUCCAUAUGAGGACUCUUCUGGUAUUUUCUGGGAUAAUGACAGCUUAGCUGCUCUGUUAGCUUUAGAGCUAAAGGCUGAUCUUCUAGUCCUUCUGAGUGAUGUGGACGGUCUCUAUAGUGGUCCUCCUAGUGAUCCACAAUCAAAGUUAAUCCAUACCUAUAUUAAGGGACAUCACGAUAGUCUAAUUACUUUUGGUGAUAAAUCCAGAGUUGGAAGAGGAGGCAUGACUGCCAAAGUAAAAGCAGCCGUCUAUGCUGCUCAUGCUGGAAUCCCUGUUGUAAUCACCAGUGGUUUUGCUCCUGGAAACAUCAUAGAAGUGCUCAAAGGGAAAUGUAUUGGUACCCUCUUUCAUAAAGAUGCACAUACCUGGUCCUCUUCUGUAGAAGUUGGCGCUCGUCAGAUGGCUAUUGCUGCUCGAGACAGUUCGAGGAAGCUGCAGGCUUUGGCUCCUCAGGAUAGGAAUAAAAUUUUGCUGGACAUAGCUGAUGCCCUGGAAAGAAAUGAAAAUAUGAUCCAAAUUGAAAAUGAUGCUGAUGUUGCUUCUGCACAGCAAUCGGGAUAUGAAACAUCACUGAUCUCGCGAUUGGCUUUGAAACCUGGGAAGAUUUCAAAUCUUGCUAACUCCAUUCGUACACUUGCCAACCUGGAUGAGCCUAUUGGUCAUGUUUUGAAGAGAACUGAGAUUUCAGAUGGUUUUAUCUUGGAGAAAACGUCAUCUCCCUUGGGGGUGCUGCUGAUUAUUUUUGAGUCCCGUCCGGAUGCUCUAGUUCAGAUAGCUUCAUUGGCAAUUCGAUCGGGGAAUGGAUUGCUCCUGAAGGGAGGAAAGGAGGCCAAAAGGUCAAAUGCAAUCUUGCACAAGGUUAUAACAUCUGCAAUACCAGAAACUGUUGGUGAAAGACUUAUUGGACUUGUCACUUCCAGAGAUGAGAUCCCGGAACUGCUCAAGCUUGAUGAUGUUAUUGAUCUUGUAAUCCCAAGAGGCAGCAAUAAGCUUGUUUCUCAGAUCAAGGAAUCCACAAAAAUCCCUGUUCUUGGUCAUGCUGAUGGCGUUUGUCAUGUUUAUGUUGAUAAAUCUGCUAAUUUGGAUAUGGCAAAGCACAUUGUUCUGGAUUCAAAAACAGAUUAUCCUGCUGCAUGCAAUGCGAUGGAGACGCUUCUUGUUCACAAGGAUUUGACGAAAAAUGGUUCAUUGAAUGAACUUGUUGUAGAACUCCAGAUUCAUGGUGUUACAAUAUAUGGUGGUCCCAGGGCAAGCUCCUUACUUAAUAUUCCAGAGGCAUCUUCCUUACAUCAGGAAUAUAGUUCACUUGCUUGUACUGUUGAAAUUGUGGAUGAUGUUUAUGGUGCCAUUGAUCAUAUACAUCAGCACGGAAGUGCGCACACUGACAGUAUUGUUGCUGAAGAUGGCGAAGUUGCAGAGAUCUUUCUAAAACAAAUUGACAGUGCUGCUGUGUUUCACAAUGCAAGCACCAGGUUUAGUGAUGGAGCACGAUUUGGGCUUGGUGCAGAGGUUGGAAUAAGUACAGGGAGGAUACAUGCUCGUGGGCCUGUUGGAGUGGAAGGACUACUGACAACAAGAUGGAUUGCUAGAGGAAUCGGACAAAUCGUAAAUGGGGAUAAUGGAGUUGUUUACACACAUAAAGACCUCGCAACAACAUCCACCAGUUGAGUGUGUGUGUGUUGUGGUGGAUCAUCAAUGACCGAACAGAGCAAAAAUGAUGCAGCAUUAUUAUUUUGAUAUUGAUGACAGAAUGGAUCUCCUCCUCCGGUCUGGAAAUAAAAUAAGUUUUUUGGAGUCUUGAACAUUUUAUUUUUGAGAAAAAGAUAAUUGAUGGAACUAUUUUUCUCUCUAUUGAAUUUGGAUUGAUUUGAAAUCUGAAAGAAUAACAGAUAAUCCACCUCAACGAGUUAUGUCAAAA